GCGAUUGAGUGACUAUGGCCAAAGGUGCUAUCACUCGUAAAUCGGUCGAGGCAGCAGACAGUGCGGCUGCCGCUAACAAGUCCUUUUUGGACCUGUUGAGGGAGUACUUUCGGAGCUACUGUGAAAAGUCCACGAUUCACUGCGUCCGCUAUUUGUACGAUCCCCAGUUGCAUAAUGUGGAGAGACUCAUUUGGUGUGUGCUCCUCAUCAUCAGCGUGGGCCUGUCCUGCUUCUUUUACCUGCUGCUCUCGGAGCGCUUUGUGUCCCAGAAGCUGCAAACUGUGGUCCAUGAUCCGCAGUAUCCUGUGUUUCUGGUCCAAUUUCCUGCCGUGGGAAUCUGCACGGACAAUCGCAUCAAUUGGAGCAAGUUGGAGGCGGCCAAGCAGGAGUUCCUGCCUGUAAACUCCAGCGUGGAGCUGGUCGAGAGCUUCACAGUUCUGGUUUCCCGCCUGGAGACUCUUCGCUUUGGCAGCUACAUGGCUACCUUGGCCCAGCUGGAUGACGAUAAUUUGGAGGCUGUGAAUUUUGUGAACCUCACCGACUUGGCCAUAUUUUUGACUCUACGCUGCGAGGAAAUUUUGGUGCCGCAGUCCUGCCUGUGGCGUGGCUCAACCUUUGACUGCUGCGACUUUUUUGUGCCAGAGAAGACGGAGUUUGGAAUUUGCCUUAUUUUUAAUUCCGAGAUAUCACCCCGCUCCAAGGCGAUCCGGGAAAGGGAAGGCGUGAAGUUCUAUCCCAGACACAAUGCCAAGGCGGGUCAGGGCACGGGUUUGAACUUUAAUCUGAUUAUCAACGAGACCUUCAAGAGACCGGAUUCCCAGGCCAAUGAUAAUGUCUAUAUAAUGAUUAAGAAACCCGACCAAUUGACCAAUGUUGUGUAUUCAAUGACUCAAAACACGGAGACCUAUGUAACAGUCCGACCGGAUCUCACGUGGACGGACGAGACCACACGAAGUAUUCCGCCGGAGCGAAGAAACUGCCUUUUUGCGGACGAGCAAGUUGAGCUGGACACCCAUGACGCGGCCAAGAAGUAUGGAAAACACUUUCAGCUCACUAAUUGUCUGAAUAGAUGCCACGAAUCCUAUUUGGUUCAGCUCUGCAACUGCUCGCUGCCUAUUUUCUUUUUGUAUAACAAUAGGGUCAAAGAAUGCGAUGCAUCCAGUCUCCGCUGCUUGGCCCGACACAAUGACAUUUUCAGCUAUGACAAACGCCAUGAUGAGGAUGAACUUUUUAGUGCCACAAAGCCAGGAAUGACCUGUUCCUGUUUGGUGAACUGCUACCUCCUGGAUUAUUACACAGCCACCACCACGUUGCCCUUGUCCGCCAACAGACUCCCCAAGGAUCCGCAGCAGAAGCUCUUCAAGGUGGAUGUGCAUUACCAGGUGGAAACAACGCCUUUGUAUAGAACCAGUCUGGAAUUUACCAUUAUUGACUUGAUAGCCAAUCUGGGCGGAAUCUUUGGCCUUUGCCUUGGUGCCUCCAUGGUCAGUGCCUUUGAGUUGGUUUAUUACCUAACUGUGGGCCUGGCCAUGCAUCUGUAUGACAACAAAUACUACCGAGUCCUGAAUAAACAAUUCAGGCUCAAGUGGCGGAAAUUUAAGAGUUACUUGAAGAACGAAGUCAGUCAUCUGGCCGAGCAUCCUGCGGCUCCAAAGGAUCAAAUCAGACAUCCGUUUAACCAGCGAAAAAAUGCUUGGUAG
Messenger RNA from Drosophila kikkawai, 1700 nucleotides. It is a transcript of the gene ppk20, whose product is annotated as pickpocket 20. NCBI's taxonomy places the organism in Eukaryota, Metazoa, Arthropoda, Insecta, Diptera, Drosophilidae. Gene Ontology annotation, biological process: sodium ion transmembrane transport. The record is from RefSeq and is a predicted model, not a curated record. Gene Ontology annotation, molecular function: ligand-gated sodium channel activity. Gene Ontology annotation, cellular component: plasma membrane.